Molecule: messenger RNA, 1546 nt
Organism: Populus nigra (black poplar)
Lineage: Eukaryota; Viridiplantae; Streptophyta; Magnoliopsida; Malpighiales; Salicaceae
Exons: 11
Coding region: 119-1081 (320 amino acids)
Biological process (GO): negative regulation of translation; mRNA catabolic process
Cellular component (GO): CCR4-NOT complex; CCR4-NOT core complex; P-body
Source: RefSeq, a predicted model, not a curated record
CCACGCGCAUGCGAAGCACGUGUUCGCUAACAGUCUCUAAAAUACUGAAAUCACCUCCUGCAAAUUAUAAAAUCAAGAAAGAAAUACACAUGAAAAUUUUAAUUUGAUAAACAAUUUAAUGGCAAACCUUCCUCAAUCUCUGUCGAUGAACACACCUUUCGGAGGACCAAGCGCGUCUAAUCCCGCCGCCGCUGGAGCUCCCGCCAACAAAGACCGGAAGAUGGCAUCAGCAGAGCACCUGGUUCUUGACCUAAGCAAUCCUGAUCUUCGUGAAAACGCCCUUCUUGAGCUCUCUAAGAAGAGAGAAUUAUUUCAAGAUUUGGCACCAUUGUUGUGGAAUUCUUUUGGUACAAUUGCUGCAUUGUUACAGGAGAUCGUUUCAAUAUACCCAGUUUUAUCACCACCUAACUUGAGUCCUGCACAAUCAAAUCGAGUUUGCAAUGCUCUAGCACUUCUUCAGUGUGUAGCUUCACAUCCUGACACAAGGAUGUUGUUUCUCAAUGCUCAUAUACCUUUAUAUCUCUACCCUUUCCUAAAUACAACUAGCAAAUCAAGGCCUUUCGAGUACCUAAGGCUCACUAGUUUAGGUGUCAUUGGUGCCCUAGUGAAGGUUGAUGACACAGAAGUUAUUAGUUUCCUUCUUUCUACUGAGAUUAUUCCGCUAUGUCUGCGUACUAUGGAGAUGGGAAGUGAAUUAUCAAAAACAUUAGGAUCGCAUCAUUUCCUCUCUCCUCGAAAGGAUUCUCCCUUGAAUCAUUACCUACAUCAAACAAAAAAGGUUGCCACAUUUAUAGUUCAAAAGAUUUUAUUAGAUGAUGUGGGCCUGGAUUACAUUUGCACCACAGCAGAACGGUUUUUUGCAGUGGGCCGGGUUUUGGGGAACAUGGUUUCAGCACUUGCUGAACAACCCUCGUCACGGUUAUUAAAACAUAUCAUCCGAUGUUAUCUUCGCCUUUCAGAUAAUCCAAGGGCUUGUCAUGCAUUACGAAGUUGCCUGCCAGACAUGCUGAGAGAUGCUACCUUCAGUAGCUGCCUUCGUUUUUUGUUUCUGCAGGCAUUGGCAAUAGUAACCCAUCGAUAGAAAUAUCACCCCUGUAGUUUGCUAUGAAGAUCCAACAACAAGGCGAUGGCUGCAACAGUUGCUUCACAAUGUCGGAGGGAAUCGGGUUCCAGGACUUCAGGCUGGGGGAGGAUUUGAUCAUAUGCUGGUGAACUAAAACCGCAAUUUUCUUUUGGUUCGGUCAGUUGUUGCAUCACUUCAAGACCUACUAUACUCCUUUUUGAUGUGAGAGCAUUUCUGGUAGCUGUAAUUAACACCCAGAAGAGGAUGCGUUGGAAAACAAAAAAGCUAUUCUAGUUGCUGACUUGUUGCUAUGCCAAUUUUAGUUGCGAUCAUAUAGCUGGUAUUUGUUCAUGUAUAAUGAAAAGAAAACUCACAGCUCCAGCUGUUCAUGUUUAGGGUCACUUGCCGGUUGGCAUUUGGACUCGGAAGGUACAGCAUAAAUUAAUUUUUACAUAUUUACUAGUCUUUACUCCUUAACAUCAA